AUGCAUCCCACAUCCUCGCCUUAUUACCUGGUUCCAGGCUUCGACCUGGAGGCCGGUACUCUCCAAGAACCCAAAUCACCUUCACAAACAGUUUUUGCAACAUCAUCAUCAUCCUCAUCCUCAUCCUCAGGAUCUACUAAUGCUACUUUUCCUUCAAGUCGUAAAUCCUGGGCGUUUCUCAGUCUUUCCGUGUCUAUUGGUGUUCUCGUUUCUACAAGUGUCUAUCUUCUCUUUGGACCAGAUAUAUUUCAGCUCCCUCCACGUAUUCAAGCACUUGAUUAUCAACAACAGCAGCAGCGACGGCAACAACAACAACAACAACAACAACAACAACAAACUACUAUAGUUGGGGAUACCAUAUGGAUUAGCAACAUCCUUUCAUUCCCUUCUUGGCCAAGGCUCCCUUUCGAAAGAGUCAUUAAUGUCGAGGAUGAAGGAUUCUUUUCCAAGGAAGGAGCAGUAACUGCCCCAGACCCGAUCUUGAAACAAGGCGGAAAUGAUGCCAAGACCGUUAUUAAAGGCAAGGACGAGAACAGCGGACCCUUAUCAUUGGGUGAAAUCGAAAUUUUAGUGGCUAUGACAGAAGAUGGAGAAGAAUUUGAACAAGAUAAUAAACCCGAUGCGAAAAGGGCUUGCAACAAUAACCACAACCACAACGAGAGCGAUGGCGGCAUAUAUAGUGAUGGAUAUGAUGGCAGUGGCAGCGACAGUGAUGAGGAUAGAGAUGAAAGGGAUGGGCUAUUCAAAAUUGAAACUGACCUGACAGAUGAGAUUUUAGAUGAUAUCAAGGAUAUUACAGAAAAAGUAAUGGACCAGACUUCUAGGAUUCUCGAACCUCUCAUGAAUACCAUCAAGUCCCUUGGCAUAAGCUUGGAACCCCCUCAUCCACUCAAGAGGCCUCUUGUGGACGAAGCCGACACUAGCAUCGUCGGGGAUAACAAUGGCAAUAAUAAUGCUGCCGCUCUUGAAGUCAUGUCUCUUGUUCGCCACCGCAAAAAGCAAACCAUAAAAUCUUCCAGCGUCGAUGAAGGAGGCAAUGGUAACGAUAACAAAAAGCAAAAAAUCAAUGACGACGGCUACGAAGACAAUGAUCCAGAUAAAGACGAUCAUUUCCCUUUGGAUAUGGAUGAUGACACUAUAGAUGAUGACAACGACGCUAAUGAUGGAAACAAUAAUCCUAACAAGAAUAAUAAGGAAAAGAAUACCCUCAAUUCCAACAGCGACAAUAACAACUUGGGAAGCACUGGUGGUAAUGGCCCUAUCUUACUCUGUUCCUCUGAAACCUGCCUCCCUAGUCUUCGAGAUGCUAUCCUUUCUAAACUUGCUGUUCAGAUUCACCAUGUCAUGAAUCAUCUUCGAAAUCGAGAUUUACUUAUCUACAUGAUGGCCUCCACAGCUCCUCAGACAAAGGAUAAGCUUAUAGUUGCACAGGAAGAACUGGUUCAAGACCUGGAAAACCGUAUAGUGAAGGAUCUGAAUGAUUGGGUAAUGGGUCGGAACAGACGCAAAGGCUCGAGAGGUAAAACACCUGGUACCACACCUCUCAAAGCUGCCACAACCUCCUCUUCUACUUCGGAAUCAGAAGCAGAAUUAGAAUCAGGAUCAGGAUCAGGAUCAGGAUUAGACGGCGGCCAAAACGAGGCGAGACAAGUCAGUGCCGAUUCCGUAGGCGCCUUCCUUGCUGGAGACAAUUACGACGAGGAAGACGAGGGUGAUACCCAGGGCUUCCAUAUCGCAAGUCUGACCUAUGAGGAUGAUGACGAUGAUGAUGAGGACCAUGAGGAUGACAUCGCUUCUUUCCCCCAAUCUGGAGCUGGCACAACAUACUCUGAUAAGAAGAGUAAACAACCCAAAGACAAUAGAAAAAGAAAAAGCAAAGGCAAGUCCACCCAUCGUAAGCGUGAUAUUAUACACACACCUAAUGCAUCAACAACAACACCUCGCAAAGUCUUUCUCUCUGCUGACAAACUACUCAUGCGUCAAGAAUGGUCUCGCUGGAUCGCUCAUUGGGUUCAUCACACCAAAAUAUUGAUCCUUUCUCACACCCUUGCGACCCAGACUUUGAACGAUAUGAAUCAGAUUGUCAUCCAGGACGAAAAUGUACCCCUUGCGGACCAACGGCACUGGUCUUGGAACCUGGAUAAGGCCAUCGCCACCGUCAUGAUGGCCUCCGAGAUGCUCUGCGGCGCCCCACCUACACUGUUGGCGUCCAAGACUGGGCCCAACGCUUUGCCAAUGUUGUCCAUGAACAAGACUGACUCGAAUACAGCCAAAAUCGUAGCCCUGAAUUUAAACGCAAAACGAUGCAUAGAGACCUGGGGUGAUGAACUGGAUGAAAUUCUUCAGCGCACUGCCACCACUGAUUAA
Messenger RNA from Lobosporangium transversale, 2367 nucleotides. RefSeq lists its product as hypothetical. NCBI's taxonomy places the organism in Eukaryota, Fungi, Mortierellomycota, Mortierellomycetes, Mortierellales, Mortierellaceae. The record is from RefSeq and is a predicted model, not a curated record. The transcript has a single exon. The coding region runs from base 1 to 2367 and encodes 788 amino acids.